CUCGCUGUUACCGAUAUGUUUGUGAUGAUGGAAUAUAUUCCGUUUACCUGUUAUCAAUACAUUAUAUUGCCAGGUAAGCGGAAAAACGCAUUUACAUGGGCGGCAUAUUUGCUCUUUCACAUGCACUUUUCGCAAAUACUUCACACAAUUUCAAUAUCGCUGACCGUGACACUCGCUGUAUGGCGGUACAUUGCCAUCAAACAUCCGCACGGGAGAUUUGCCAGUUGCAUCUUGGGCCGCACGGGCAACGCCAUUUUCGCUUGUUUCAUCAUCUCGCCGUUGUUGUGCUUUCCCACGUAUUUUGUCUUUAGCAUCGACGAAACCAUCGACUCGCAUGCCCACACGACGCUGUAUCACGUGAAUGCCGAUGCCGAUAGUGCGUUGUACAGCUUCAACUUUUGGGUGCACUCGAUUAUCAUCAAGCUGUUGCCAUGUUGUAUCCUGACGAUAAUUAGCUGCAUCUUAAUUGAGGUUUUGUACACUGCGUCAAAGCGUCGUGUAAAGUUAAAGUCCUACGGAAAUGCGAUGCCAUCGAAUGGAGUGCCGUGCACCAAUGGACCAUUGAUGGAAAGAAAACCUCCACGUACAAAUCGUCGCACCGAUCGGACCACCAUGCUGCUUGUCGCUGUGCUAAUUCUCUUUCUCAUCACGGAAUUCCCCCAAGGUAUCCUCGGUCUCAUGAGUGCCGUCCUCGACCAGUGCUUCUUCAAAAAAUGCUACACACUCUUUGGCGAAUUCAUGGACUUGCUGGCACUCAUUAACGGUGCCAUCGGCUUCGUGCUCUAUGGCUUGAUGUCCAAACAAUUCCGGACGACCUUCAAGUCGCUCUUUCUCAAGAAAAAUGUUGACAACUUGGAGCUGACACGUGUAACGGGCACCACCUCAUGUGGGUGACUAAAAGCGUAUCAUUGGUUCUUCAGUUGCCAGGCAAAGGAUACGGCUUUGUAGGUAGAAAUGCGAUAUCGACUAACGUGUAGCAUUAAGACGAGCUAAACAAGGCUGAAUGUACCUUUUCUUAGGCGCAGUAAGAUACAAUUUAGGUCUUAAGCACAAUUUUAUUUGGAAACAGGGAUAAAUAUUUUGUACUUAUAAUGGUUGGAUUUUAAAAUAAGGAUAUCAAAGUACUUUUAAGCCUUCGGCACUUUUAUGAGAAAACGCAACGAAAUCGAUGGUUGAUCAAUGUAAACGUACAUUUUUGAACAAUUUUGUUGAGAGCCCAACAAAAAUGU
This is a messenger RNA of Culicoides brevitarsis, 1229 nucleotides long. Its product is annotated as G-protein coupled receptor dmsr-1. NCBI's taxonomy places the organism in Eukaryota, Metazoa, Arthropoda, Insecta, Diptera, Ceratopogonidae. The transcript is spliced from 4 exons. Gene Ontology annotation, cellular component: plasma membrane. Gene Ontology annotation, biological process: G protein-coupled receptor signaling pathway. Gene Ontology annotation, molecular function: G protein-coupled peptide receptor activity. Bases 16 to 894 code for a protein of 292 amino acids. The record is from RefSeq and is a predicted model, not a curated record.